CAACGGGAGUCUCAUAUCUUGGUGGAUCACCAUUCCGUAGUCAUUGUUGGCAGAUGAGAGAAGAAACAACAUGGCGUCGACUAGCCGUGGAGAUCUCCUUCCCAAGGUGCAGUGCCCCAACCACCCAGAUGCCCUGCUGGUGGAGGACUACCGAGCUGGGGACAUGAUCUGUCCUGAGUGUGGACUCGUUGUGGGCGACCGGGUCAUUGACGUUGGUUCUGAGUGGAGGACUUUCAGCAAUGAGAAGGCCACUAAAGACCCUUCUCGUGUGGGCGACGCCCAAAACCCCCUCCUCAAUGGGGGAGACUUGACGACCAUGAUCAGCAAGGGAACAGGUGCCGCUAGCUUUGAUGAGUUUGGCAACUCCAAGUACCAGAACCGCAGGACCAUGAGCAGUUCGGAUCGGGCCAUGCUAAAUGCUUUUAAAGAGAUCACCACCAUGGCAGACAGAAUCAACCUGCCCAGGAACAUCAUAGACCGAACAAAUAACUUAUUCAAGCAAGUUUACGAGCAGAAGAGCCUGAAGGGUCGGAGUAAUGAUGCCAUUGCUUCAGCUUGUCUAUAUAUUGCCUGCAGACAAGAGGGUGUCCCACGAACAUUCAAAGAAAUCUGCGCCGUGUCCCGAAUUUCCAAGAAAGAGAUCGGCCGGUGUUUCAAGCUGAUCCUGAAGGCCCUCGAGACGAGCGUGGACCUGAUUACGACCGGGGACUUCAUGUCUCGUUUCUGCUCCAACCUGGGCCUGCCCAAGCAGGUGCAGAUGGCCGCCACGUACAUCGCCAGGAAGGCGGUGGAGCUGGACCUGGUCCCCGGCCGCAGCCCCAUCUCCGUGGCGGCCGCAGCCAUCUACAUGGCCUCCCAGGCGUCUGCUGAGAAGAAGACCCAGAAAGAAAUAGGAGACAUCGCUGGAGUCGCGGACGUGACGAUCCGGCAGUCCUACAGACUCAUCUACCCCCGCGCUGCUGAUCUCUUUCCCCCAGACUUCAAAUUUGAUACUCCGGUCGACAAGCUGCCUCUGCUGUGAAAUGUGUGCUUUCUACGAGUUCUGCUUUUUUUUGUAUUUUUAGUUUUUUUUUAAAUUGAAUUUCUAAGAACAAUAACUUGAUUUUGUUUUGCUGUUAACACCCAAACCAAUGUAAAGAAGUUUGCAGAAAUACAAAAAGUACAGGACACACAUUCCAAAGCUUUAACAAAUUGCAGACUGUACUUACAGUAUUUCAUUUGUGUGUACAUAUACUGUAUAUAUAAUGAUGUCCAGGUGAGAAAUGUCUUUGGUGUUUAAUUGCAGUUUAAUGGCUGGUUUAAUACUGUACCCUUUCUUUUGUAGGAAAUAAGCAAGUUAUAUUUUGUUAGUGGUAUGCAAUAAAAAACACUUUUCUGAACAGCA
Conger conger (European conger) is the source of this 1384-nucleotide messenger RNA. It is a transcript of the gene gtf2b, whose product is annotated as general transcription factor IIB. The coding region runs from base 71 to 1021 and encodes 316 amino acids. The transcript is spliced from 7 exons. The record is from RefSeq and is a predicted model, not a curated record. Gene Ontology annotation, molecular function: RNA polymerase II general transcription initiation factor activity; TBP-class protein binding. Gene Ontology annotation, cellular component: nucleus; transcription preinitiation complex. Gene Ontology annotation, biological process: transcription preinitiation complex assembly; transcription initiation at RNA polymerase II promoter. Lineage: Eukaryota; Metazoa; Chordata; Actinopteri; Anguilliformes; Congridae.